UUACGAGCUAGCACACACGAAAAUUGCUCAAAUAAAAUAGAUAAAUUUGGAGCUGAUGUUUAAAUAAAUAGUUUGAAAUUGUUGACGAAAAUAAACAAAGCAAGGCGACAUUUAUUUUAUCUGUAACCAAACAGCACACGAGCUUUCCAAGAGUUUUUGAUCAAAAGCUAUCUUCUUUUCCUUUUAUCUCUGAAGAAAUGGCAAAGAGUUACUUCAAGCAAGAGCAUGAUCUUGAAAAGAGACGGGCAGAAGCUGCUAGGAUCAGGGAGAAAUACCCAGAUAGAAUUCCAGUGAUUGUGGAGAAGGCAGAAAGAAGUGAUAUACCAAACAUAGAUAAGAAAAAGUACCUUGUCCCAGCUGACCUGACUGUGGGACAAUUUGUAUAUGUUAUCCGCAAGAGGAUUAAAUUAAGUGCGGAAAAGGCAAUUUUUAUAUUUGUGGAUAAUGUCCUUCCUCCCACAGGUGCUGUUAUGUCGGCCAUAUAUGAAGAGAAGAAAGAUGAAGAUGGAUUUCUCUAUGUUACCUACAGUGGAGAGAACACAUUCGGAUCACAGAUCCCACUGUAGCCUUGAUUUGUUGAGCUUGCAUUGCAUUUCAUUGCUUCUUUACUGGUUUCCUCAUAUUCAAUUCCAUAAGGGUUGUCUUCAUCACCUGGUGCCCAUAGUUUAAUAUUCUAUAAAGACCCUGCCAGUGACUUAAUGUACAGUUACAUGUAUAUGAGCUCGACUUCUUCAUUCACUUUCAAUGUUAAAUGUUUCUUCGUCUUUGUUAUUUACA
Jatropha curcas is the source of this 777-nucleotide messenger RNA. It is a transcript of the gene ATG8F, whose product is annotated as Ubiquitin-like superfamily protein. The record is from RefSeq and is a predicted model, not a curated record. NCBI's taxonomy places the organism in Eukaryota, Viridiplantae, Streptophyta, Magnoliopsida, Malpighiales, Euphorbiaceae.